AUGUCAAGUUCAUUCAUUUGCAAUAGCCAUGGUCUACAAAGAUAAUAUCUGUGCAUUGAAUAGUAUUGUAGUGUCGAAGAUAAGUUGAUUUGCAAAAAGUGCAUUCAUGAUCACUCACAUCAUCUUAUUGUGAACUGUUAAUAAAGUAUUAAAAUGAGCUAAGAAUAUAUUCAAUUAAAGAAAUAAGUACAUGAUGACCUACUUUUGAUAUCCAACAAUCUGAUUAAUCUAAGAAUCAACUUAAUGAAAGAAUUAGAAUUCGUUGAGUUAAAAAUUAAGGAAGUCAUUUAACAAUUGAAGAUGAAACAAUAAAUUGAAUCUACAAUCGAAAAAUACCUACAAUAAAAAAACGAAAACACUCUAACAGAAUUGGAAUUUCAAUUUGUUGCACAAUAUUUAAGUUAAGUUUCAAAAAAAGACAACAAAGAAGUGAAAUUGGAUAUUGAAUUUAAAAUCUAAUAUGAAAGUGCCUAAUAUGUUGAAAGUCUGCUUUAAAAUGUUCAAUAGAAAUUAGAGGUCUUAAAUCCCUAUCGAAAUAUUCAAAAGCUUGACUCUAAGGUUCAGAUCAACUAAUUUAUGCAAUUACUAAAAAAUGAAAUUUUAACAGUUAAACCUAAUGAAAUUAUUGUAACAACUAUCUAAGUAGCUCGUAACUGCAAAUUAAUUGGUUUUAUGCAACCAUGUAUUAAUGGUAUCGAUUAAAUGUAAGAAUAAGCAAUGCAUCUCUCGAUACAUUAAGGAUACAAUCUAAUUGAAUUCAUUUAUUAAUAGCAAUUGAAAUUGAAUCAUAAUUAAUUAAAUGUCAUUAAUAAUCAAUAUUAUAUUAAAAUUACCCCUGUUUUACUUGAAUCCAAUAAGGAAUACACUAUUGCAUUAUAAUCCAAAACAAAAUUACAUUUAGAUUAAUUUUAUAAACCAGCCAUUGAAAAUCCAUAUCUAAAAUUUAUAAAAGUUCCUGAGACUGAUUACAAAAAGAAAGAUCAAAAAUUAGAAAUCAUCACUAAUCAUGGCUAAUUUCCUAUUUUGAUUUUAGAGACAUUUGUGCAAAAAUGA
Messenger RNA from Paramecium tetraurelia, 1053 nucleotides. RefSeq lists its product as uncharacterized. The transcript is spliced from 2 exons. Lineage: Eukaryota; Ciliophora; Oligohymenophorea; Peniculida; Parameciidae. The record is from RefSeq and is a predicted model, not a curated record.